AUGAUUUGCAGAAUUGUUCCUUUGUUUUUAUUUUCCAUUAAAGUGUAAACAUUUAUCGGUGGACAGAAGCUUCAGUCUGAAUCAAAUAUGGAAUAUGGCCUAUUGGCCUUGAGGGGAGCCCCACCUCGGUGGAGCCUAAUUUAAACCCAUAUCCUCCAGACCACAACAGGUGCCCCCCUCCUCCACUCCCUUUACGUUCCACCUGUCUUCUCUUCUCCGUGGCGGGCUGGCGAUCCAGAAAGCAGCCGUCAGUCAUUACAAAUGGCGUGCCGGCCCCCUAAGUCACCGGAUCGGCGGCAGCUGCUCGACCCCCAGAGCUAUUUUCACCCCAGGAUAAAGUGGUGUUCAGCGAGCCGCCCGCACGGCCGAGCAGCUCCAGUCACGCUGCAGCAGAGCCAGGAUGAAGUCCACCGGCAGCGAGUGCACCGUGCAGCCAGACUGCUUCACCUCAGACCUGGAGGACCUGGACAGCGCCAGCAACAGCUCCGACGGCGGCUGCACGCCGCGCAGGGAGCCGGGGCAGGUGGUCCAGGAGGAGGGAGCCCCGAAACGAAGAAGGAGACGGAGGAGGAGCAGCGGAGGAGACGCGCGUCUGCCCGGCGUGAGCAAACAGAGGCAGGCGGCCAACGCGCGGGAGCGGGACAGGACGCACAGCGUGAACACGGCCUUCACGGCGCUCCGCACGCUCAUCCCCACCGAGCCCGCCGACAGGAAACUCUCCAAGAUCGAGACACUGCGCCUGGCCUCCAGCUACAUCUCCCACCUGGCCAACGUGCUGCUGCUGGGAGAGGACUGCCUGGACGGACAGCCCUGCCUGCGCUACCAGAGCAUCCUGCACGGCCCCGCCGCCCUCAACGCACCCUCCCUGCGGCCCAUCUGCACCUUCUGCCUCAGCAACCAGAGGAAGCUGCUCAGAGAUGGAUCGAAACACUCAGCUGCUGUGUGAAACUUCUUGGCACCAGACAGGCGAGGAGUCCACCACCCCGUGGUGUUGUUUACAUGUAGGACUUUGUACAUAUAUGAAUAUAAAUAUCUUUAUUUUUGGACGAGACGAGAAAACUAAGGACAGAUUUAAACACUGAAAAGCACUUUCUGUUCAUGCUCAUGUGCUUCUGGAGCCUCUGUGUUUUGGUUGAACUGUAACCUGAGCCGAUGUGUAAAGUAGCACCUGACGUGGGGCUAUUUUGGUCCCACCAAUAGUACAAACUACCCCUUGGACACCCCACCACCCUAUGUCUGACCUCUUAAAAAAAAAAACAACUAAACUAGUGGCUGCUGUCAGUUCAGUGUUACCUUGCGCUUUAAAGGGGCAUUAACUGAUGUGUUGCCUAUAGUAGUGAACAGUGGGAACUGCAAAAAUGCUCAUAUACAUGCGGAAAAAAAAAACCCUGCAUGUCAAUAUCUCAGGACUUUAAUCCCCCAGAAGUACAACAGUCAGUGAAGAUGUUGAAAUUUACACACUGGAUUACACUGCUGUUUCCUUACUCCACUCUUCUUAUGUCUACCUGGUUAAUUUUUGAGCAUAUUUUUCGUAAAGUGAAAAUGUCGCAAGAAAACCUUAUAAUGAGUUGAUCCCAGCAUGCAAAGCACUCUGGAAAAUCCUUUUGUUCCUUCCCAAAUUCCCAAAUGCCACCAUUUUAACAGAUCACAUGGAGAAAGCCAUGUCUCCUAAAGGAAAAGUGGUCUGUUAUUCAUUUGAUAUUUUACAAUAAUAGACCAGAUUAUCUGAAUAGUAAUGAUCUGAGUAUGAGGAUGUGUAUCCCACCUCUGGUAGCUGGUAUAGAUUCCAGCCGCCCCACAACACUGAAUUGGAUGAGCGUACAAGAAUGUGUUUGUUUCGUCAACAAGCUGCCAUCAGCACCGGUGACUGGUGUUUGACAUCAGUAAUACCAGCUUUGGCCUAGAAGCUCUGUGAUGCCAAGCUUUUUUUUUUCUUUUUUUUUUU
Haplochromis burtoni (Burton's mouthbrooder) is the source of this 1945-nucleotide messenger RNA. RefSeq names its product basic helix-loop-helix transcription factor scleraxis. Bases 401 to 946 code for a protein of 181 amino acids. Lineage: Eukaryota; Metazoa; Chordata; Actinopteri; Cichliformes; Cichlidae. Gene Ontology annotation, molecular function: protein dimerization activity; RNA polymerase II transcription regulatory region sequence-specific DNA binding; DNA-binding transcription factor activity, RNA polymerase II-specific. The record is from RefSeq and is a predicted model, not a curated record. The transcript is spliced from 2 exons. Gene Ontology annotation, biological process: developmental process; regulation of transcription by RNA polymerase II.